AUGAGCCAUCCAACUGAGUCGCAAGCCUCUGGGGAGCCAGUGCGCAAACGCCCUCGUACACGGACUACUUCCCACAGCUCGACGUUGCCCGCGUUCAGCCACGAUGGUGAAUUCUGGUACGACGACGGGAACGUCAUACUCGUCGCGCAGGACGUUGGCUUUCGCGUCUACAAGGGCUGGCUGUCCGCACAGUCGGAGAUUUUCCGCGAUAUGUUCAAUCUCCCGCAGCCUACUCCGAGUACCUCCCAAGACGAUGUGUUCGACGGCUGUCCCAUUGUCCACGUUACGGAUACGGUGGCCGAAAUCCGCUCGCUACUGGCCGUCCUCUUUAGUGGCAGACAGUGCGUAUACAUCCGCCGGGUCGCACUCAAGUUUGACGAUAUCGCAAACUGUGUUCGCCUUGCCCAUAAAUACGGCAUCCAGGAUCUGCUCGAGGACUCCUUGGAGGAGUUAAAACGCUACUUCCCUGAGAGCUUCGACGCAUGGGACUGUCGGCUGAAAUGCAACGACCCAGCGGAUGCGAUCGUGGCAGUGAACCUCGCGCGCCUCACUAACACUGAGUCCAUCCUUCCUGCCGCGUUGUACAGCUGUUGUCAAUUAGAUGGUGACGACAUCCUGGAAGGGCGGGUACGCGGAGACGGCGUCAUCGAGACACUCAGCUCGGAGGACCUCGCACGCUGCUUCGAUGGGAAAGCAAAGCUGUGCACUCGACAUAUGCGACAUUCUUUCGAGAGCAUCGGAGCCCUCGAUAAUCCACAUUGCAAGAUGGCUGACGAUCACUGUAGGGUGGCUAUACUCAAAUUACAGUCGUUUAUACUUCGAACGUCACUUGAGUGUGGCGAUGCCGAUGUGCUCGGUCCAUGGGACGGAUUCAUCAAGGCACAGGACCCCAAGGUGAAACCUAGACCUGCCUGGCCCAUUUGCUCGUCUUGUAUCACGGCCCUGCGCAAACGGGAGAAGAUCGCACGCAUUAAAGUAUGGUCGGAACUUCCGGAGCUGCUCGACCUAGAUGAGGACGAUGAGGAAGAGGGAAGCGGUGCGGAGGAGGAAGGGAAUGAAGGCGAGGAAAAUUGAAACAGCAGCUCAUCGGCGACGAG
Fomitopsis serialis is the source of this 1097-nucleotide messenger RNA. RefSeq lists its product as uncharacterized. Gene Ontology annotation, molecular function: protein binding. NCBI's taxonomy places the organism in Eukaryota, Fungi, Basidiomycota, Agaricomycetes, Polyporales, Fomitopsidaceae. The transcript has 2 exons. Bases 1 to 1074 code for a protein of 357 amino acids. The record is from RefSeq and is a predicted model, not a curated record.